AUGCUAAUCCCGAAGAAAGGGGAUGGCCAAGAAGGGUCUGUUGUUGGGCUAACGAUCGGAGUCAUUGUUGUUUUCUGGAUUGUGAUAGGAAAUGCCUUUACGAUUUAUGGCCUUUUGCGAUUUAAGCCGCCACGGAAUAGCAGCGGCUCUGAGCGUCGCCGUCGGAUCACCUACCAUUAUCUUUUCAGUAAUGCUGUCGCAGAUUUGCUGAUUGGAAUAAUCGUUACUCCCCUCGCCUUGUAUCAGGAAUUCAAUGAAUGGCCAAGCGCAGUUCCUUGUAAAUUUUGGAUAACGCUAGAUAUAACUUGCUGUACCGCCUCGUGUCUCAGUUUAAUGAUCAUUUCCCUGGAUCGCUGGUUCACUUGCAAGCGGCCGAUUCCUCCGAAGUGGUACACAGACAGAAGAGCAGAUCAAGUAAUCGUCAUUGUCUGGAUAAUCUCCGUUACCGUCUCGGCGCUUACAGUACAUUCUGUCGACGAGGAAAAUCAGCUCAUGCUCCGCUCCAGGCUCUUUAAUCAAAGCGACAGUAUGCGUUGGGAAUGUGUGGCGAGCUUUAGCCCGUUUUAUGCAAUAUGCUCGGCGACGGUGAGCUUCAUCAUUCCUGGAAUCAUCAUUGUCGUCUCCAAUAUUGGUAUCAUCACUGUCUCAGCAAAGCUGAACGAGCGGAAUCGAAAAAGAAUGCUUUCAUCGCCAGCUGGAAUGCUCAAGCGAAAAAAUCCAAGAGCGGCCCAGCAAAUCGCUGCAAACGACCGGCUGGGGCCAUUAUUUUCCAUCAGCGAGCCCCUCUGCAGCAAAGCCCCAAGCCUGGAUGUUUCAAAAGCAUUAUCCUCCAGCGAAAAGAAUCGUCGGGAAAGAAGACUGAACAGGACUUGCACCUUGAUAAGCAUUUGCUUCGUCUUUUGUUGGCUUCCUUUUUCAAUUCUGCAGAGCGUUCGGAGCGUUUUUCCCUCAACUUUUGAUGGGGUCAACAUCAUUUUCGACAUAACGAUUUGGCUUGGUUGGGGAAAUUCAGCAUUGAAUCCGGCUGAAGAAUUUUAUUCUGAAAGUUGGCGGGGAGUCCUCUAUUUGGACUCGCCCGACGAGGUCGAAUUCGAAAGAAGGAAGAGGCACAAAUGGCCCGAUUCUACCAAAAUCCCCGACGAUAGACAAUGUGCUCCCGCGCUGGCUGGACAAAAAGCGAGAAAAAAGAAAAUCGCACGACACUCUAUCCGUCCGAAGCAGGGCUGCUGA
Messenger RNA from Oikopleura dioica, 1230 nucleotides. The record is from the annotation of a GenBank genome assembly. NCBI's taxonomy places the organism in Eukaryota, Metazoa, Chordata, Appendicularia, Copelata, Oikopleuridae.